GGUGCACUGGGUUGGAUGCGAGGAAGGUUACAGGUACCAGGUACUGCAAUCUACAAUACAUUCAUGGAAUCGUGAUUGAGCAGGGCACAACCUCAAGUCAGUACUCGAGCAGACUCGAACACUCAUAGCCGUUCGCAGCUGACCUGGUACCCUCGGCAUUGAACACAUCAAGCGAGGACAGGAUGUCCCACGAAGAUUCCUGGUAAAAUGUUUCGUCAUUUGGUUUCUCCUAUCUUCGCCUUCGUUCCGUUGCAGCCGCACGUCCGGCCGUCGUCACAUCCGACGCCCGCCAGUCCGCCAGUUGAACCUACUCUUGCCCUAUAUCGACCAAUAGAAUGUAGCCAGUGUGUCAUCGGCGAGACCGUUCGUGAGCUGGCAAGUAGAGCUGAACCAGAAGUACUUCCUAUCGAUGCCGUGCAGGUUGCACCUAACGAAAUAUAUGAAAACCUGUGUCAUUACCCUCGGUAUCCGCAGAAACACGCGUAUCCAAGCAGCCAAUGCCAUCCAAUUUCCUCGAAACCCCUUGAUAUCACCCGUUACCCUCGCAUUCUCCUGCAUCCAGCCGUCAGACGUGGAAGAGGAGGAGGAAACUGACGCUUCGCCUUAUUCAUGUAUAUUGCGCAGAGGAACGGGAGAAAUGAAGAGCAAUAAGGCAUGAACACUUGCCUUGUAUUAGAACGGUUGUAGCGUUUGAGAAAGUAACGAUAAGUUGAGGGGUUCAGUUGUCGGAUAGACAAGUGAAGAA
Molecule: messenger RNA, 745 nt
Organism: Pisolithus orientalis
Lineage: Eukaryota; Fungi; Basidiomycota; Agaricomycetes; Boletales; Pisolithaceae
Exons: 1
Coding region: 208-594 (128 amino acids)
Source: RefSeq, a predicted model, not a curated record